Messenger RNA from Fraxinus pennsylvanica, 396 nucleotides. The record is from the annotation of a GenBank genome assembly. NCBI's taxonomy places the organism in Eukaryota, Viridiplantae, Streptophyta, Magnoliopsida, Lamiales, Oleaceae.
AUGGUUAAGGAAACUGAUCGUAGUACUCUUUCCUCCAUUGCCUUGUUGCAAGAGAGGUUCAGACAAUUGGAAAAAAUGAAGGAACUGCGACAGGGGAAAGCGCUCUUAAGAAUACUGUCUGAAUCCGAAAGCCGUUAUGGUUCUCACAUCUUGAAUUGCGAGCCCGUGAAUAAAUCGUGUUUUGGCCCAGAACUUUUGAUGUUUGCUCCCAAGCCGGAUUGCCAACUUUCUCUUUCCCUUUUUCCGGAUACGGUACAGAUCAAGUCAUCGAGUUUCCGGGAAGUCGAGGUCCCACGUGGCACCAUUUCAUGGUUCGUUGACACGCCCUCGACUUGUUCUUCGUCGAUCAAAAUUGAGAAUUUCGACUCUGAUAUUGAUACUUCUCUCCAUCUGUAA